UUGAAACUUUGUUCUGCUUUUGGUUUCAUCUGAUUGGGAAAAUUUAGGAUAAGAGUUCUUGAAAUUUUAGUAUUGAACAAUGGGUGAAUCCAUCUUUUGCUUUAGAAAAUGUAGAUUAGGAAGAGUAAUGGGUUGCAUUCAGGUUGUACUAGGUUCACUCGUUAUACUCGUGAGCCUUUCGAGUUUGUUUAGGUUUUAUAAUGCUGGAUUUUUCAUGCAUGAUGAGGAUAUAUGUCGCCAUUUUUAUGGCGUGAAGGAUGUUUAUGAUAGUUUUGAUAUAAAAGCAUUGAGUUCUCGCGUUGAUGAAGUGCUCGAUAGGAUGGAUAGUUUGCAAGAAAAGAUUGAACUGGUUGUACAAGAGAUGGAGAAGAACAAAGAUGAUUUAGAAAAAGGGAGUAUUCCCAAAUUGGAAUACAAGAGGUUCUUGGAGGAAGAGGUUAUUAAGCCUUUAUACUCUGCUCAUAUUGCGCUUAGGCAAAUUAGGCUGCCUAGAUUUGAAGGAAUUGGGAAUAUGACAAUUAAGGAAGAUCCCUUGAUUAAUAACUUUGUGAUUGAGGAGAUCCGAAAGUAUAUCACCCCGAAAGAGAAUAGACAUAAGAAGGUUAAUAUAUUUGGAACACAGAAGAUUUAUAACACGAUAGGGCAUGCUUGUGUGUCCAUGAAGAAGGAAUUGGAGGAAUAUAUGAAUUAUGAUAUCGGAUCGUAUUGUAAAGAUGAUUGGAAUUUUGCUCAGAAGCUUAUGAUUAACGGUUGUGAUCCUUUGCCAAGGAGAAGGUGUUUGACAAGGGCCUCUAAGCUUUAUCAGAAACCUUAUCCUAUUAACGAGUCCUUAUGGAGGAUCCCGGAUGGCAGAAAUGUUAGGUGGAGCAAUUACCUUUGCAGGAACUACGAGUGCUUAUCGAGUAAGAAUCCUAAACGAGGCUAUACUAAAUGCACCGAUUGUUUUGAAAUGGAGAAAGAAGAGCUAAAAUGGCUAACAAAUUCUACACUUGCUGUUGAUUUCUUGAUCAAAGAUGUAUUGGAAGUUAAGCCAGGGGAGAUCAGAAUUGGUCUGGAUUACGGUAUUGGUACGGGGAGUUUUGCUGCAAGAAUGAGAGAACAGAAUGUGACGAUCAUCUCAACUGCACUAAAUCUUGGAGCUCCUUUCAGCGAGACGAUAGCACUUAGGGGUUUGAUUCCACUAUAUGUGACAUUGAACCAAAGGCUUCCAUUCUUUGAUAACACUAUGGAUUUGAUCCACACUGCUGGAUUUAUGGAUGGUUGGAUCGAUCUACAGCUGUUGGAUUAUAUCUUAUUUGACUGGGAUCGUGUAUUGAGACCAGGAGGAUUGUUGUGGAUUGAUCGAUUCUUCUGUAAUAGGACUGAUCUGGAUGAUUUUAUGUACAUGUUUCUGCAGUUCAGGUACAAAAAGCAUAAGUGGUCUAUUGCUCCUAAGGCCAAGGAUGAAGUUUACCUCUCUGCAUUGUUAGAAAAGCCACCCCGAUCUUUAUGAUCAUAAGAAGCAUUAGAGCUGUCUUUGUUGUACUGACAUGGCAUUCAUACAAUUUAUCUGUAACGAUAUUUGUUCUAGUGUCUGUAGAUUGUAAGAAACUUGUCGCUCUCUUUGUUAUACUUGACAUGGUAUUCAUAGGAUUUAUCUGCAACAUUUGUUAUUAUGUCUGAAAAAUUGUAAGAAAGUUGUGCUGCUCUUUGUGAUCAAAAGAUCAGUCUUUGUUGCUCAAAAUUCUUAGAUUUCCACUUUCAU
Messenger RNA from Lycium ferocissimum, 1744 nucleotides. Its product is annotated as probable methyltransferase At1g29790. The coding region runs from base 80 to 1492 and encodes 470 amino acids. Lineage: Eukaryota; Viridiplantae; Streptophyta; Magnoliopsida; Solanales; Solanaceae. The transcript has a single exon. The record is from RefSeq and is a predicted model, not a curated record. Gene Ontology annotation, molecular function: S-adenosylmethionine-dependent methyltransferase activity.